Molecule: messenger RNA, 1962 nt
Organism: Scleropages formosus (Asian bonytongue)
Lineage: Eukaryota; Metazoa; Chordata; Actinopteri; Osteoglossiformes; Osteoglossidae
Gene: nrbf2b
Product: nuclear receptor binding factor 2b
Exons: 6
Coding region: 209-991 (260 amino acids)
Biological process (GO): autophagy
Source: RefSeq, a predicted model, not a curated record
GUACGUCACUUGUACAUGCACUUAACGUACUGACGUGACAACCGAGUUUUGCUCUGUCGUACUCGGUACGGAGAAGUUGAACGUUUUCGAACGCGCGGCAGCAGUACUGAAAAGCAGUUCGUUCGAACCCCAAGAGCGGGUCCCGGAAUCAAGAAGGAGCAUCCAUGAGCGCUGUGGAGGAGCAGCCAGGCUUCUCGGCUAGCUGCUUAUGUUGAUGGUGAAGAAGAGCGUCCAGAUGGAGGUGGUGGACAGCCCGCUGAACCUGGCCCAUCAGCAGAGCAGGAAAGCCGACCGCUUGUUGGUGGCAGGCAAAUAUGAAGAAGCCAUUGCAUGUCAUGGGAAAGCUGCAGGCCUCCUGGAGGAAGCCAUAACGCUCACGCAGUGUGAACAGGCUCAGCUGUCGCUGGUGCUCCAGAGGGACAGCCACAUCAAGCAGCAGCGGCUGAUUGAGGAGAAGUGGAAGCGGGCCAGGCGGGAGGGCAAGCCUCGGGUCCUCAAGGCCAGCUCGGUCCCUUCAACGGAGCAGGUUCCGCCCUCCCGACCGCAGCCAUCUGCCUCGGGCGCCGUUGCAGACAACCCUGAGCGCGAGUACGACACCUGGCUGUACCUGCUGCAGAACAAGGGCCCGUCGCAGGAGCACUGUCCCGGCAGCAAGGCUUUGAAGGACGACAAAACCCGGCUGGAGGAGCAAGAGACUGCGAUCGCAGAGCUCCGCAAGCUGGUGGACGACCUGCUGGCCAAGAACGAGCGGCUGAUGCAGGAGAACCUGCGGCUGCAGGCGGAGAACGCUCGGCUGAAGAGGGAGCCGUAUGCAGACGCAGACCUGGUGGAGGGCUCGGAGCUCUGGGUCCUGCCAGAGGAGCGCAAGAGCAGGGAUAUUCCCAUCCCGCACCUCCCGCCACUGGAAAUGCCAACUCAGGACAUCUCCAUGGAGCUGCCCGAGGACAUCCGGAAUGAGCUGCAGGAGCUGCUGGACAGAGACAUGCUGUAGGAUCUGGCCACUUGCGCGUGAUGAAGGGACGCUGCGGCUCAUGGGGAUAAGGAAGCAUCUCCCUGGAGGUGUUCUGUGGUAGCCUAGCGUAUGGCGGCCACGUGGUGGUGCAAGUGCUGCUUCUCCAAGUCCCCUUGCGUUUUUUUCCUCUCCCCUUCGGCCAGCAACUCCCAGGUUCUGCAGCUCAUUCGCUCGAUAAUCUUUUGCAGGAUUUGUGCCUUUGAAUACUUCAGCAAAACUGUACGAAGGCCAAGGCAACAAGUGAAACAAGAAAAGGGACUGAUGAAGGAGCCUUUGGCUCCUUGUCGGGAAGCUCUGACGGCCAGAGGUGGUCUUUUGGCGCUAGCAGCUUAUCGGGCCGCCCACAGGGGAUGGACAGCAUGCAUGUGGUCAUCGCCACCGCUGCACAAACGCAGGAAAACGGCUUCAGCACCAAACAUUUUCAUAAGCCAUGAGUCACAACAUGUGGAUGAAAGGAGCAGCCAUUGAAAGCCUGCCGUGAGGUUAUGCUAUCUGGAGUGUUAGUGUGCACUCCUGCUCUGUAAAUAGCCAGUUCAUAUUUAUUUAUACCAAGUUUGAUUGGGGCACAGAGGACACAGGACCACCACCACCACCCCCCCAUCCCCCACUAGAAGCAAACAUCACGGCCGUAAGACAUUACAGGUGAGCAAAGGAGAUGUCUGGGACAGACUUUGAUAAAUCCAUUUUAAUGGACAAUGUAAAAGCCCUUUGAACUUCAAUGUACAAAGCCCAUAACACUUGCACUUUUAAAAUUUGAAAUUGAAGCAAGCCAUGUUUUAAAAAAAUACAUCAUUGAAUGUAUAUAUGUAUAUAUUUACACAGCAUACUAAGUUAUUUAACUUUAAAAGUUCACCAUAUUAAAUUUAACAAAAUGAGAUUUUUCAAUAAAUUACAACUUCUGUAAAUGUCUCCAUUUUACAAUGAAUACUUUUUUUUUAAUAAAAUGCAGA